Molecule: messenger RNA, 3369 nt
Organism: Exophiala spinifera
Lineage: Eukaryota; Fungi; Ascomycota; Eurotiomycetes; Chaetothyriales; Herpotrichiellaceae
Exons: 2
Coding region: 1-3369 (1122 amino acids)
Biological process (GO): nucleosome organization; regulation of transcription by RNA polymerase II
Cellular component (GO): chromatin; nucleus
Molecular function (GO): ATP binding; ATP-dependent chromatin remodeler activity; DNA binding
Source: RefSeq, a predicted model, not a curated record
AUGGCUCCUACCAAACCCCAACAAACGGAUUCCGAAAACUCCUCAAUAGCCGAUACCUCCAUGAUAGAUGCUCAUAGCGUCCUCCAACCGCGCAGACCUUCAUUUGGUCAUCUGAAUCGGUACAUGGACGACACACCAGAUUAUACGGAUUCAGAUACGAAUCCAAAUACUACUGCGAGCAGCGUAGCAGGUGAUUCGGUGGCACCAGACGGCCGUAAGAGACGGUCGGAAGCGUUUCAAUUGAGGAAGAGCAUAUUGGGAAGAAAGCAUGGACAAUUGGAUGAAUCUAAAGAGGAUGACACUGUUCGACGCUUCAAGUAUCUUCUCGGCCUUACAGAUCUCUUCCGCCACUUUAUCGAGACGAACCCCAAUCCUAAGAUCAGAGAGGUCAUGGAAGAGAUAGAUCGACAAAACGCGGAAGAUGCCGCGAAAGCGAAGAAAGGCGUGUCGCGUAAAGGAGGCGCCGCAGCCGGAGCCAAGAGGAAAACGGAACAAGAAGAAGAUGCAGAAUUGCUACGUGAUGAAAAGCGUGGUACAGCAUCGCAGACCAUAUUCAGAGAGUCGCCGGCAUUCAUUCAAGGUGGCGAAAUGAGAGACUAUCAGGUUGCUGGUUUGAACUGGCUGAUUUCUCUUCACGAGAACGGUAUCUCUGGAAUCCUUGCUGAUGAGAUGGGUCUCGGCAAAACUCUUCAGACCAUUUCCUUCCUGGGAUAUUUACGCCACAUCUGCGACAUAAAAGGGCCACACCUCGUUGCCGUACCCAAGUCGACCCUGGACAACUGGGCUAGAGAAUUCAAGAAAUGGACCCCAGAAGUCGAUGUCCUGGUCCUGCAGGGAGCUAAGGAUGAUCGCCAUGCCUUGAUCAACGACAGACUCAUCGAGGAGAAGUUCGAUGUCUGUAUCACCAGUUACGAAAUGAUUCUCAGGGAAAAGUCCCACUUGAAGAAGUUUGCCUGGGAGUAUAUCAUUGUUGAUGAAGCACAUCGAAUCAAGAACGAAGAGUCGUCUCUCGCACAGAUUAUUCGAAUGUUCACUUCCCGAAACAGAUUGCUCAUCACUGGAACACCUCUUCAGAACAAUUUGCAUGAGUUGUGGGCACUGCUCAAUUUCCUUCUUCCUGAUGUUUUUGGUGACUCCGAGGCCUUUGACUCGUGGUUUUCCAGUCAAAAUAAUGAUCAGGAUACGGUAGUUCAACAGCUCCAUCGAGUCUUAAGACCAUUCUUGCUACGCAGAGUGAAGAGCGAUGUCGAGAAGAGCUUGUUACCAAAGAAAGAAGUCAAUCUGUAUGUCGGCAUGUCUGAGAUGCAGGUCAAAUGGUACCAGAGAAUUCUCGAGAAGGACAUCGAUGCCGUCAACGGUGCAGGUGGCAAGCGGGAGUCUAAGACUAGACUCUUGAACAUUGUCAUGCAGCUGCGAAAGUGUUGCAAUCAUCCAUAUCUGUUUGAAGGAGCCGAACCCGGUCCCCCGUACACAACUGACGAGCAUUUGGUCUACAACUCUGGCAAGAUGAUCAUUCUCGACAAGAUUUUGAACCGAAUGAAGGAAGAAGGAAGCCGAGUACUUAUCUUCUCUCAGAUGAGCAGAGUUCUGGACAUACUUGAGGACUACUGUGUCUUCAGAGGUCACAAGUACUGUCGCAUUGAUGGUGGCACUGCCCAUGAGGACCGUAUCGCAGCCAUUGACGAGUACAACAAGCCAGGCUCUGAAAAGUUCGUCUUCUUGCUUACUACCCGUGCAGGUGGUCUCGGCAUCAAUUUGACCACUGCCAAUAUCGUCGUUCUGUACGACAGCGAUUGGAACCCACAAGCUGAUUUGCAAGCUAUGGACCGAGCACAUCGUAUUGGUCAGACGAAGCAAGUCAAAGUCUUCCGCUUUGUUACAGAAAAUGCCAUUGAAGAAAAAGUGCUAGAGAGAGCCGCCCAGAAACUGCGUCUGGAUCAGCUUGUUAUUCAACAAGGCCGAGCGCAACAACAAGUCAAGCAGGCGGCCUCCAAGGACGACUUGUUGAACAUGAUUCAACACGGCGCCGAAAAGGUCUUCGAGACCAAAGGCGCCACGGGUGCACUCGAUGACAUCGACGAAAUUCUGCAGCGUGGCGAGGCUCGUACCGCGGAACUGAAUAAAAAGUAUGAGAAGCUCGGUAUUGAUGAUUUGCAAAAGUUUUCGUCCGAGAAUGCAUACGAGUGGAAUGGCGAAGACUUCACCAAUCGUCGUAAAGACAUUGGCAUAAAUUGGAUCAAUCCUGCCAAACGAGAACGCAAAGAACAAUCCUACUCGAUGGAUAAGUACUACAAGCAGGCAUUGUCAACGGGAGGCAAACCAGCUGAGACGAAGCCUAAAGUACCUCGAGCCCCAAAACAGGUGAACGUGCACGAUUGGCAAUUCUUUCCUCCUGGGCUUCAGGAGCUUCAAGAGAAGGAGACUGCCUACUACCACAAGGAAAUCGGAUACAAGGUGCCUUUGGCUGAAGGAACCGAGGAAGACUUGAGUGAUCGUGAAGCAGAUCAGCGACUCAAUCAAGAUGAAAUUGAUAACGCCGAGCCUCUCACUGAGGAAGAAAAACAGAGAAAAGCUGAAAUGCAGGAACACGGGUUUGGCAACUGGAAUCGGCGAGAUUUCCAACAGUUCAUCAAUGGAUCUGCCAAAUUCGGCCGCACAAACUAUGAAGGCAUUGCGAACGAAGUCGAUAGCAAGGAGCCGGAUGAAAUUGAAGAAUAUGCCAAGGUCUUCUGGAAGCGAUACACCGAAAUUGCGGAUUACGACAAGCACAUCAAGACCAUAGAGGCUGGUGAAGAGAAACUUCGCAAGACCAAUCUCCAGCGAAAGCUUCUUCGGAAGAAGAUGGAGAUGUAUCGUGUUCCUUUGCAACAACUGAAGAUCAAUUACACAGUCUCAACCACCAACAAAAAGGUGUAUACUGAGGAAGAGGACCGAUUUUUAUUGGUUAUGCUGGACAAACACGGUGUGGACGGAGAAGGCUUGUACGACAAAAUUCGUGACGAAAUCCGCGAUUCACCACUAUUCCGCUUCGACUGGUUCUUCCUCAGCAGAACUCCCGUCGAGAUUGGCAGAAGAUGUACCACAUUGCUCAACACCGUACUCCGAGAGUUUGGUGACCCGGAAGAAAAACUCACCAAUGGUCACGGUUCAGGUAAAGGCCGAGGUCGCGACCGGGACGAUGACGAUGACGAUGAUAAUGAAAGUGAGGCUCCUCCUGUGAAAAAGAAGGCGAAGAAUGGCAUUGUGAAUAAAGCCGUCAAAGCCGUCAAAUCAGGCCGAGGCAGUAAAAACACCUCACCUGCAACAUCUCGAGCUCAAAGUGUUUCGUCAAGCACUCCGGCGAGUAAAUCGAAGGGACGGAAGAAAUGA